GCAGUUGUCGCUGAGCUCGCACCACGGGUCUGAGGUUCCAAGAUGGUCCUGUCUUCAGCGGACAGGGAGGCACUGUGUGCGCUGUGGAGAAAGCUGGGUAACAACGUGGGCAUCUACACGACGGAGGCCCUGGAGAGGACCUUCCUGGCCUUCCCCUCCACCAAGACCUACUUCCUCCACCUGGACCUGAGACCCGGCUCUGCUCAGGUCAAAGCCCACGGCCAGAAGGUGGCGGACGCGUUGUCCCUGGCCGUGGACCACCUGGACGACCUGCCUGGCGCCCUGUCAGCUCUGAGCAACCUGCACGCGCACAAGCUGCAAGUGGACCCGGUCCACUUCAAGCUCCUGUGCCACUGCCUGCUGGUGACCCUUGCCCGGUACUACCCUGGAGACUUCAGCCCCGCCCUGCAGGCCUCGCUGGACAAAUUUCUGAGCCACGUGAUUUUGGCCCUGACCUCCAACUAUCACUAAACUAGGGGUGAAUGAUCGCGGGACCCCACAGCGUUCCCUUCCUGUGACGGUCUAGUGUCUGAGUAAAGUCCCCCC
Phyllostomus hastatus (greater spear-nosed bat) is the source of this 546-nucleotide messenger RNA. RefSeq names its product hemoglobin subunit theta 1 (gene HBQ1). The transcript has 3 exons. NCBI's taxonomy places the organism in Eukaryota, Metazoa, Chordata, Mammalia, Chiroptera, Phyllostomidae. Gene Ontology annotation, cellular component: hemoglobin complex; blood microparticle; haptoglobin-hemoglobin complex. Gene Ontology annotation, molecular function: organic acid binding; peroxidase activity; haptoglobin binding. Gene Ontology annotation, biological process: oxygen transport; hydrogen peroxide catabolic process. Bases 43 to 471 code for a protein of 142 amino acids. The record is from RefSeq and is a predicted model, not a curated record.